ACUUACUCACGAGACAAAAUAAGGUAGGGUCUGCCAUGUAUAAAAGCUUCGCCAUAACGUCACAACUAUCUGUAUGAAGCUAACCUCGUUGAUCGAGACAGUUAUAUACACCGGUCGGUGCGUGUUGACUUUCAAUUUUUUGGAGAAGACUCAUUGUUGAACUCCGGAUUUUCACUAGGUUUAAGAAAGUUCUAGAAUUUUGAAGCGCCAAACUCAGGAGCAAGAAAGGGAUGAUGAAGGCGUUUCUUCUAUCGCUCGCAUACAUGGUAUGCUCCAUCCCAAUGGGAUGGGGGUGUGUGUCUGGUGCGGGUCCAUCGUGGGAGAUAUCCAAGCCUGGCCGUGGAAGAGGCAGACCGACAGGUGUAAUGCCAAGGCCAGGGGUAGCUCCAAGACCAGGUCCAGGAGGUCCACUAGGCCGAAAGGAACCAAGCCGUCCAAGAAUACCCGAAGAAGUAGCGAGAUACUUCGGUGGAUUGAUCAGCAAGGAAGAAGCUUUCGCAAGCAUCGAUCUUGAUAAUGAUGGCCAGGUGGCUAUUGACGAGUGGAUUGUCGAAGGCGGUACCGGGUCCGACUAUCUUCACAUGCUUCGUCGACUUGAUGCCAACGGCGAUGAUAUGAUCUCUCUUGAUGAGCUUCAGCCAUUUAGCCUACCAAACGAACCGGUGGACAGGACUCUCGAAGAAGUGGCGGAAAUACCGACUGAUAUUCCACUGGAGAGACCAAGACCAGGGAGCAUACCUCGAGAACCCAUCCCCAGAAUACCGAGACCCUACAAUCAUGACAAUGCUAGAGCAAUGCUCGACCCCCGAUACAGGUACCGGUUCCUACCUCGUGAACUCCAACUCCAACACCGGCUUCAACGUGAAUACCAAAUUCCUUGAACGAUACAAUCGAUAUCAGGUUAUGAACAGCAUUGACUUAACCCGGGAAGUGAAAUCGGAUCAAGUUAACCUAUAUACCGAUCCCCCGAUAUUACGUGGACACCGAUUAAUUAACCUGGCCGGUCAAUCUCCAAUAUAUCGAUAACUUGGAGAAUUGGAAAAGAGAACUGCCUGGUUGAACCGAGGAUAAGAUCAAUUUCAAAAGUGUAAAUAAUGGUCUGCCUCUGAACACGUACCUUCAUUUAUCAUGUCUGCAUUUAUUUAGUUUGAGGAUCAUUUCACAAAAAUAGCAAUAAAGACAUUUCAUAAAACUUCAUCACUCCUGAUUUUGUGUACAUAGAUAUGUAUUUAAAAAAAGAAGAGGGCCAUAAUUUUAUGGCCAAAAAGCCGCUUCAUUACCAACCGAAUGGCUUGUCCAUAGGUCGGAUCUAUAGCCUAAAGACUAAAAAAACAAAAUGUCCGACUGAUCUUUGAUAUAAUAACUUCGUUGCAAAACCUAAUGAUGUAUUCCUCGACUAUACAGUGCGUCCCAGAAAGGGGGAAACCGGGAUUUCCAUGUAUAUUUUUUCUUUAAAGGCAAAUGAAUUAUGAUAUUUCAUUUAUAUUAUCAUAUUAUUCGAUUGUUCUUCUUUAUUUUGAUACAAGAUUUUAGACAAACACUUCAAGCAUUACUGAGCAAGACGAGUUUGAAAUUUCAAUGUCAAACCAGGUUGUGCAGCAAAAUUGGACAUGAUUGGCUAGUGAUAUGACAACCGUGCUUAAUUGAAUUAUUGGCACAUUAGCAUUUCUUUUGUAUUCUUUGUUAAGAUUCUCUCGCUAAUCCCUUAAAUUGGAGCGGAUUCAGAUUCACACGAGAGUUUAUGCGAGAAUUGUUUCUGAUAUUGUUUGCAAUCUGCCACGCCAGCCACGAUUUGCUAAGCUGUUGAUUUCAAAUGAGAGAUGAGAUUCCAAUCGUGCAAUGAGUAUCAAAUUUAUAGUAAAAACAUAAUUUAAUAAUUGUGAAAUCUAUCUAUGAAAAUGGGUUUCCUUUUCUGUGGAACGCACUGUAUAAUAGUUUGAUUAUAUAUAUAAUGUACAUAUGAAACCCUCACAUUGUCAAUUUCGUCGAAUGUAAACGACAACAAUUUUCUCAACGAUAACAAAUAAACAGUCGGAUUCAAAACCAGUAUGAUACCUUGCAAAUCAGUUAUAUUUAUUUGUGGGGACUUUUAUUCCAUGUGUAAUCUUCAGAUAACAAAUCCUUGAAGCAUGAAAUGCGAUUGAUUUUAUUAUAAAUUCUUAUUAGUCAUGUUCGUUGAUACGUGGAGGAUGCAUUUAAUUCGCUUCCAGUACCGGAAAAAAAAUGCAUUACCCAACUCCCUCCAAAAGUGAUAAAGGUUUUCGUUUUUGCAUUGUAUAUGCUAUACAAAAUCUGAACGCAUUAUUCAAAUGUCAAUUUUCUAUCUUGUCGGGAAACUGUAAAUUGUGUGUACCUUUAAAAAAAAUUCAAAAAAUUUCGCUUUUAUAUCCUGAAUCUGUUCCUCCAUAUAUCUUCAGAAAACUACUAUAACUAGUUCGAAAUUCGACAUUUCUAUCAUCAGUACUUUUGGGAUUCUAAACAGUGUUACACGCCUAAUUUAUCUAUUUUAGGUUGAAAAAAAGGUUUGUUUAUGAUGAUUACAUAAAAUCUGGUCUAGUAAACGUAUCAUGUGUGCUAUGUCAGCGUUCCCAAAUAAAUUCAUUCCUUUUUAUUCUA
Messenger RNA from Lytechinus pictus (painted urchin), 2616 nucleotides. RefSeq lists its product as uncharacterized. Lineage: Eukaryota; Metazoa; Echinodermata; Echinoidea; Temnopleuroida; Toxopneustidae. The record is from RefSeq and is a predicted model, not a curated record. Bases 231 to 881 code for a protein of 216 amino acids. The transcript is spliced from 5 exons.